Molecule: messenger RNA, 1062 nt
Organism: Phascolarctos cinereus (koala)
Lineage: Eukaryota; Metazoa; Chordata; Mammalia; Diprotodontia; Phascolarctidae
Source: RefSeq, a predicted model, not a curated record
ACGGGUGCCGAGAGGGUGGCCCGCGCUCACAGUCUUCCAUUCACGGCCAGAGGAGGCUGUGACUUGGACGCUGGCACGGGCUUCGCCUGCCGCCGCAGCUCCCGCCCCUACCUUCCAUCCAUCCUCCCCAGCGAGACGCUCCUUCCAGCGCCCGCCACCCCUCGGGGCAGGUAAUUCACCCGCAGCCAGUCUCUGCACGGAGUCGUCUCCUGCGGUCCGAACCGGAGUGAACUUACUAGAAGACAGCAAGGACCACAUAAAAUUUUGAAAAUGGAAAACAAAGCACCUGUGGAUUCUCAUAAAGUUACCAAAGAGUCUAUCCUAACAGAAGAGUUGAUUUCAGAAGGAAAAUGGGUCAAGCUUGAACAAACAACCUAUGUGGAUCCCACUGGUAAAACAAGAACUUGGGAAACUGUGAAACGUACUACUAGGAAAGAAGGACUUUCUGCUGAUGGUGUGGCAAUUAUCCCAGUGUUACAAAGAACUCUUCAUUAUGAAUGCAUUGUCCUGGUGAAGCAGUUCAGACCCCCCAUGGGAGGCUACUGCUUAGAGUUCCCUGCAGGUCUCAUAGAUGACAAUGAAAGCCCAGAGACAGCCGCUCUUCGUGAGCUUGAGGAAGAAACUGGUUACAAAGGUGAUGUUGCUGAAUGUUCUCCAGCUGUAUGCAUGGACCCAGGUUUGUCAAAUUGUACCACACAUAUAGUGACUGUGAUGAUUAAUGGAGAUGAUGCUGAAAACGUGAGACCCAAACCAAAGCUUGGAGAUGGAGAAUUUGUGGAAGUAGUUUCUUUACCAAAGAAUGAUCUACUGAAGAGAAUUGAUGACCUGGUAGCUGAUGAACAUCUCAAGGUGGAUGCCAGAGUCUAUUCUUAUGCUUUGGCACUGAAACACGCCAAUGCAAAACCCUUUGAAGUGCCAUUCCUGAAAUUCUGAAACUGACCAAGACUCACCUCUAUGUUUUUAUAAACGAGGCCAAUCUUUCACAGUUUGGACUUUGUAUUCACAUAGUUAAUGUAGGUUUUGAAUUAGCUUUUUCAUAAAAUAAAGGCAACAUAGAAUGCA